Messenger RNA from Sycon ciliatum, 2250 nucleotides. Its product is annotated as cotranscriptional regulator ARB2A-like. The record is from RefSeq and is a predicted model, not a curated record. NCBI's taxonomy places the organism in Eukaryota, Metazoa, Porifera, Calcarea, Leucosolenida, Sycettidae. Gene Ontology annotation, molecular function: siRNA binding. Bases 70 to 1344 code for a protein of 424 amino acids. Gene Ontology annotation, cellular component: nucleus. Gene Ontology annotation, biological process: regulatory ncRNA-mediated heterochromatin formation. The transcript has a single exon.
CAAAGGAAACAAACAAGCACUCCAAAACUGUUUUCAAACUUUCGAUCAAAGGCAAUAAUCUGCCUUCUUAUGAGGUCGAGUUGGCUGAGCAGAGUGGUUUCUUCUUUGCUUCUGUCAGGGUUCAUUGCGAAUAUUAUAGUGACCGCUCUUAUCCAAGAGAGUAUGGAGCGUGGUCGUUUCCCAUCAACGAUUGCCGAGUUUGGGUACACUUUCGACGAAAAUGGCGAGCUGAAGGGCAAAGAUGGCCAAAGGUUUGAUUUUGAGGUGCGAAAAGGAGACAAGGAGUAUAACCAGCGCCACUAUGAAGCACUAGGAGAGUGCAUCACGCAACACGUGUAUUCUCUGCUGGAAACUGAUUGUGGCUUGGAGCGUGCAACGGUACCCGAACGCACUGCCACCAGAGGUCAGCCUACGAGCUUUCUAUUUCAUUCGUCUGACCUGGCGACGAACGAUCGCAAGCUCAUGGUGCUCAUUCAUGGCAGUGGAGUUGUACGGGCUGGUCAGUGGGCAAGGCGGUUAAUUAUCAAUAACAAUCUUAACGUCGGCACCCAGAUCCCAUUCAUUAAGCGAGCCAUAAGUGAGGGCCAUGCCGUGCUGGUGCUGAAUACAAAUGAAAAUGCGGGCCUUAACAGCAAGGGAGUGCGUACCUACAUUCCAGAGAGCGAUUCGCCGGAAGCCCAUGCGCUCUACGCGUUUGAGUAUUUCGUCAAGCCUUCGCCUGCGCGAGAAGUCUACGUAGUAGCGCACAGCUACGGCGGGGUAGUUGUCACUGCGUUGGCAAGAGAGUCACAUGCGGCUCGCAAUCGCAUCACUAAGAUCGCCCUGACAGACUCUGUGCACUCACUGCACGGCUGCUCGCGCAAGGUCGUCGCCUGGCUGCAGGAGCGCUCGAUCAACUGGGUUGCUUCAAAACUGCAGUUGGGUUUGCCCGUUUCUAGGUACGGUGGUGGUGCCCAUCUGCCAUCAGUGUCGGCAGGUGUUGACGUGCAUGAAUGGACGAGUUCGAGCGCGAUGGAAUCAAUAUUCACCUUCUUCAACGACCGACCGAGCGAUCCAGGCUCUGACAGUAGUCCAAAGUCGUCUGCUGCAAAACGUAGUAGUGACGGCGAAGCGUCAGCAGAUGCGAGAGUGGACAGUGGCCUUGCGGACUUGAAAAGCGAGCAGGACACGUCUAGUGUCGCACAAUCCGAAUCUGUCGAAGAGAGCCUACCCAUGGAGGAGUCUCAGUGCGUCCGGGAGAGCCAGCCGAUGGAAGAAUCGCAAUGUGUUCAGGAAAGCCAGCCAAUGGAAGAGUCACAGCUUGCUGGAGAGAGUCAGCCAAUGGAGGAAUCACAGCCGGCGUGAGUGGGUAGUGUUCAGAACCCAGACCGUAGCUUCCGCCACGGCCAAAUCCAGAUGUAUUCGCGUGGUGUGUUACGCUAAUGUGUGCUAUGAGCUGGCAUUCGUUACCCUGGCAACACAUCAAUGCCCAUGUAGUUAUUUGCCACAGCUAGGAGGUGAUAAGGUGCUCCGGAAAUGGACCAGAAUGUACUCAGGAGGCGGGUACUCCUGCAGUUCUCAGUAUGUUGGUAUUGUCAUGACUUAUGCGUGCAGGCUGAAAAGGUACUGCUCAGCCAGACAACUUUCCAAACUCAGUCUUCUAUGCCUCAUUAUUUUCACAGGACCACCAGAGUAGUCCCUGUACAUUCCCACUAGAGCACGCAUAUGCACGGUGCAUGAUUAUCAUUCCAGAAAUUAGGUGCUUAAAAAAAGUUCAAACACAUUAUACAAGUUGGGUUCCCUUGUUUUGAAUAUUUUCAACCGUAUGUAGGUGAUCGUUUUGUGCUGGCCGCUUUUUGUUCUGAAUGUCUAGUCUGGAUCAGAGUCAAGUUAUAAUAAUUCUAGUUUACCAUAUUGCACAAGCUGAGUUGCUAUUUACUUGGACAAAGUGCUCGAUGCCUCGAGUGCAGAGCCAGAUGAUAAGUCAGCGUAGCAGUAAAUAAAUAGCCUUGUUCCGUUGCCGACUUGUCAGUGUAGCAUACCAUGAUUUUAGUGUGUGUGUUUAUUCUCUCACUGCACUCUUCUCCUGUACACUUUACUAUUCUAAUAUUAAUUUUAUAGAUUUCUGAUUGCCUGCUUCUUAGUAAGGCUGCCAUCACCACCCAUAUGGCCAUGCACUGUGUCCAGCGCCAUUCGUUUCGACCAAAUUUCUACGACUUUAGCGAGAAUACAGCUCGCCUCACUGAAAGGCCUUGCCGACCUUCCAUGAAA